AUGGAAUACACCUCAAGUAUAAUAGAGGAAGCAAGGCCCAAAAUCGCUGUUAUUGUCGUUCCUUUCCUUAUGGAACUACUAAUGACAGAAGAUGUUUCUUGGAAAAUUCCAACAGUUUUCACGGGAGGUCAGCCUGUCCCGGCCUCUUGCUUAUCAGCCAUCGGGAAAAGAUGCGACGCCCUUUUAGUUCUGUACGGCUCAACAGAAACUAGUUUUACAGCUGGAAGGCUGUAUACCUCGCCUAAUGACAAAUGCAUUGGUCUAUCGCCGUUACCUGGGGUGGAAAUGAAAAUUGUAGGGAAGAACGUAAUGACGGUUCCCCUUGGAACAAAAGGAGAAGUGCUUACGCGCAGCUGUUUACCAUUCCCAGGUUACAUCAAUGAAGUCGAAAAAACCGCGGUUGUUAUUACUCCUGUUGGAUGGUAUAAAACAGAUGAUUUCGGACAAAUUAAUUCUUCUUGUUACCUUGAAGUAUUUGGCAGAGUGUCUGACGUUAUGGAAAUCCCUGGAGCUAAGGUUCUGCCAUCCUUUCUCGAAGAAAUUAUUAAAAGGAAUCUCGGUGUUAAGGAAGUGGUGGUCUUCUCCAUAAAAGACGAAGUACACGCUGACGACAUUCCUUGUGCAGCUGUUGUUAAGAAGGACGGGAUGACCUUGACUGAAGAAUCCCUCAAAGAUUUUAUCAAACAAGAGCUCAAUGUUUCUUAG
Molecule: messenger RNA, 705 nt
Organism: Saccostrea cuccullata (small rock oyster)
Lineage: Eukaryota; Metazoa; Mollusca; Bivalvia; Ostreida; Ostreidae
Exons: 1
Coding region: 1-705 (234 amino acids)
Molecular function (GO): CoA-ligase activity
Source: RefSeq, a predicted model, not a curated record